AUGAUGGGAAAAAGGGUAAACUUUGCUGCUCGUUCAGUUAUUACUCCUGACCCUAAUGUUGACAUUGAUGAAAUAGGUAUACCCGAUGCCUUUGCUACUAAAUUAACAUAUCCAGUACCAGUUACUGAGUGGAAUGUGGAUGAGUUGAGGAAAAUGGUUAUAAAUGGACCAAACAAACAUCCAGGGGCUGAAAAAAUUGAAAUUAAAAAUGGCAGAGUAGUUAGAAUACCUCCAGAUUCAAUAGAAAAGAGAAAGAGCCUCGCUAAAAGACUCUUAACCCCUGAUGUAUACAAGACAUCAGGUUUAAAGAUAGUUCAUAGGCAUCUUGUAAAUGGGGACGUUCUGAUAUUAAACCGUCAGCCAUCUCUCCAUAAACCUAGUAUGAUGGCUCACAGAGCCAGGAUUUUGAAAGGGGAGAAAACACUCAGGCUUCAUUAUGCAAACUGUAAAUCUUACAAUGCUGAUUUCGAUGGCGAUGAAAUGAAUGCACAUUUCCCUCAAAAUGAGUUAGCAAGAAGUGAAGCGUACAAUAUAAUGUCAGUUAAGCAACAAUACUUAGUACCAAAAGAUGGGACGCCGCUAAGUGGAUUAAUUCAGGAUCACGUCAUAUCAGGUGUCAAAAUGUCCAUAAGGGGUGCAUUCUUCACAAAGUCUGACUACCAGCAACUUGUUUUUCAAGCCUUAGCGAACCGUAAGGGCGAAAUCAAAUUGUUGCCUCCUACCAUAUUAAAACCGGUGAUGCUUUGGUCAGGUAAACAAAUCCUGUCCACUAUUAUAAUUAACAGCAUACCCAAAGGUAAGCCAUACCUUACUUUGAUAGGAAAAGCAAAAAUCGCGUCGAAAGCAUGGCAAAAGGAAACUCCCAGGCCGUGGAACGGUGGAGGAACUCCUUUUCGAGAUGCUAACGCUAUGUCGGAAGCUGAGGUCGUUAUACGUAAAGGUGAACUGCUGAGUGGGGUCUUGGAUAAAAUGCAUUACGGUGCCACACCAUACGGUUUGGUUCACUGCAUGUACGAAUUGUACGGAGGCGACAGUUCCAGUGCCGUGUUGAGCUCGUUUUCGAAGCUGUUCACUUUUUACCUUCAGUGGAUAGGGUUCACGCUCGGCGUCAAAGACAUCUUGGUUACCGAGGAAGCUGACAGGAAACGGAAUGAGUUCGUCUGCUUAGUGCGACAGGUCGGCCGGGCCGCCGCCGCAAAGGCAACAGAGCUCCCCGCGGACGUCGAUGAAGACAAACUUAAAGACACUAUAGGGGAAAUGCUCAUUAAGGAUCCAAAAUUUAGAACGAAUUUGGAUAGGCAGUACAAGAGCGCGCUGGAUUCAUACACGAACAAGAUAAAUACGGUUUGCUUGAGUGAAGGUUUGUUGGAGAAGUUCCCUUACAAUAACCUUCAGUUAAUGGUGCAGUCGGGUGCCAAAGGAUCCACCGUCAACACUAUGCAAAUUUCGUGUUUACUUGGCCAAAUAGAAUUAGAGGGAAAGCGUCCGCCACUAAUGAUAUCUGGUCGUUCUCUACCCAGUUUCCUUCCGUACGACACGUCGCCUAGGGCUGGUGGCUUCAUUGACGGUAGAUUUAUGACGGGAAUACAGCCUCAAGAGUUUUUCUUCCAUUGCAUGGCUGGUCGUGAGGGUCUCAUUGAUACAGCCGUUAAAACCAGUAGAUCCGGCUAUUUGCAGAGGUGUUUGAUCAAGCAUUUGGAAGGUCUGAGCGUAGCGUACGAUCAUACUGUCAGAGACGCGGACGGCAGCGUGAUACAACUGGCCUAUGGAGAGGAUGGACUCGAUGUUCUGAAGUGCCAGUUCCUCAAGAAAAACCAAUUUGAAUUCCUUGAUAUCAAUGCAAAUGCCGUGGUCACAAAAUCAACAAUAGAUAAGCUCAAGAAAGGCGAAAACUUAAGAGAAGUCCUCAAAUCGCAAAAGUCUUUGAAAAAAUGGAAAAAAAAGUAUGGCAACCCAUUUGAGAAAGUUCGGAUUAGUCCUUUCGCUCAGUUUUCGAGAUUUGCGAAACAAGAUAUAGUGUUAGACGAAAAACCAACAGAUCAAACUAGGGAUCCCUUUUAUUGGGAACUAGAGAAGAAAUGGCGCACGCUAGAUGAAGAAGAAAGACAAGAAUAUUUUCGGAAAAAAUGCCCUGAUCCCAUACCAAGUAAAUUUUCACCGGAAUACAAAUUCGGCGUGAUAAAUGAGCAACUAGAUGGCCUCAUACAAGGCUACUUGAAAAACCGAGAAGUCAGCAUGUACAUUGGAAACACGGAAAGUGAUAAAUUCGUGGACGUAAUGAAUGCCAAAUACUUAGCGUCCAUGGCAGCGCCAGGAGAACCCGUGGGCUUACUGGCCGCUCAGUCUAUCGGUGAACCCUCAACCCAGAUGACAUUGAACACCUUCCACUUCGCUGGAAGGGGCGACAUGAACGUGACUCUGGGUAUACCCCGACUCAGAGAAAUCCUCAUGACUGCGUCUGCGAAGCUGAAAACUCCUAACAUGGAUAUACCGUUCCGCGGGGACCUUUCCGAUUCAAACAAGAAAGCAGAGAGGCUCAGGCAGAAACUGAACAGAGUCACCGUAGCGGACGUCCUGGAAAAAAUAGACGUGCAGUGCGAGAUCGUCACGAAACCGCAGCGGCAACUGAUGACAACUAUGCGCUUCACGUUUCUGCCGCAUACGCAGUACAAAACUCAGUACGCGGUGAAGCCGCAGCAGAUUAUCAAGCACAUGCAGAAGAAGUUCUUCACGGAAAUGUUCACUACAAUCCGGAAACAGGCGAAGGGCUCCUGCGGCGUGGUGUGGUCGACGGAAAAGGAAAAGAAGAGACGCGCGGCGGCUGACGACGAAGAUGAAGAAGGGCAGGAAAUCGUGCCGGAACCCAAAGACACGGCCGGGAAGGAUCUAGAAGACGACAGCUCAGACGAAGACGGUCCAAACGACGACGACGACAACACAGAUGUAAACAUUAGGAAAAAGAGGGCUGAAGGGCAGGAAUACGAGGAUCCGGAGUCGGAUGAAGAGGAGAAAUCCGAAGACGAAGCUGAACGCGAAGAAGAGCAAACCAAAAUCAUUGACGACGAGGUCAUGGAGGUCACGCAAGACAAAGUGAACACAGAGGAUAGCAGAAUAAUGUCGGACGUCGUUGAUACCCUGCAAAAUGCCACCAACUACACGUUCGACACAAAGGCCCAUAAAUGGUGCGAGCUCACCGUACAAUUCCCCAUAUCAUUCCUGAGGGUGGACCUUUCGCAAGCGCUGCGCGAUGCCGCAACCAAGUCCGUGGUACACGAGGUGAAGAACAUCAAAAGGGCGAUAAUCAACAAGGAGAAAGGCGUUCUGUAUCUGAAGACUGAAGGCAUCAACAUCGUCCAAAUGUUCAAAUACGACAACGUUUUGGAUUUGAACAAGCUUUAUAGCAACGAUAUACACGCUAUAGCGAACACUUACGGUAUAGAGGCGGCGAACAAGGUCAUAAUAAAGGAGAUCCAGAAUGUAUUCAACGUGUACGGCAUCACGGUGGACCCCAGACAUCUGACCCUCGUGGCGGAUUAUAUGACGUAUAACGGGGUUUUCGAGCCAAUGAGCCGCAAGGGCAUGGAAUCGUCAACCUCACCGCUUCAGCAGAUGUCUUUCGAGUCCUCAUUGAUCUUUUUAAAAGAAGCAGUCUUAAAUUCGAAGAAGGACACUCUACGCUCGGCCUCCAGCUGUCUAAUGCUGGGCCAACCUUGCAGAAGUGGAACGGGAGCCUUCAGUUUGCAGCAUAAAAGCACAGUUGUGAAU
Iphiclides podalirius (scarce swallowtail) is the source of this 3765-nucleotide messenger RNA. The record is from the annotation of a GenBank genome assembly. NCBI's taxonomy places the organism in Eukaryota, Metazoa, Arthropoda, Insecta, Lepidoptera, Papilionidae.